AUGAACCUGCGUUUCACAGACUCCCCAAAUGCGCGCUCAAAAUCAAUUACGACUGCCGAUGGCAUCGACACCUUUGGUAUCUUGAAUCAGCACUCUACAGGAAACGGUGCCUACAAGGUUGGUGUAUCUGAGGACGUGGGCACACGACGAUAUAUGGAAGAUGCCCAUUCUUUCGUCGUCGACUAUGCUGGUGUGCGAGGCCAGGGAUUCUUCGCUAUUUUUGACGGUCAUGCAGGAAAACACGCAGCUGAGUGGUGUGGCGCGCAUUUUCACGAGUACCUCCUCGACGGACUCCGCAUUUCCUCCAGCGCUACUAUUCCGGACGUUCUAAAUGAAACAUUCCACAAUGUCGACAAACGCAUUUCUCGCCUCAGCGAAGAAUCCGAUGGCAAGAUCCAUUCAGGAUGUACAGUCGUAACCGCCUUUCUUCGCAUUGAGGAUGCAGAUGGACGGCAAUCCUUUCUCCCCGUGCCUCCACUUUCCCCGCCCUCCCCUACUGACAGCGGGAGCCGCAGUGGCAGCGAGUCUCCGACAGAACCUACGGAUGAAUCCAAGGAAACAGGCAAGAAAGCAAAGAGCAAGUCCCCUGCUUCGGCUUCCCGUUUCGCCAGGGCGCUAAAAUCCCUGGGCGGCUCUUCGCCAACCUCACCCUCACUCCCCUCCGCAUUCUCCGCUACACGUAGCCAGACAUCUCCAACUUCGGUGCAAACAUACACAGUUCCAAUUGAUGCACCACCCAACUCGCGGCGCGUGUUAUAUACUGCCAACGCUGGUGACGCGCGCGGCGUACUCUGCCGCGCAGGCCGGGCAGUGCGCCUCACCUACGAUCACAAGGGAAGCGAUAAGCAGGAGGCGAAACGUAUCACCGAUGCUGGUGGAUUCGUUAUGAGUGGGCGCGUGAAUGGUGUUUUGGCGGUAACACGCAGUCUUGGAGACAGCAGCAUGAAAGAAUAUGUCGUUGGGAGCCCGUACACGACUGAAACCGAGUUAGGAAGCGACGACGAAUUUCUGAUCCUUGCAUGUGAUGGGCUUUGGGAUAUCACGGGCGAUCAGGGGGCGAUUGAUCUCGUGCGGCAUAUUUCGGAUGCACAAGCAGCCGCAGAGACGCUCGUGAAGCAUGCCCUUGAACGACAAACCAAUGACAAUGUCACUGUCCUCGUGGUGCGAUUUAAAGCGUCGGGAUCCACAGAGUCCAUGGGACUCGCUUGA
Messenger RNA from Suillus discolor, 1209 nucleotides. Its product is annotated as phosphatase 2C-like domain-containing protein. The coding region runs from base 1 to 1209 and encodes 402 amino acids. The transcript has 4 exons. Gene Ontology annotation, biological process: protein dephosphorylation. The record is from RefSeq and is a predicted model, not a curated record. NCBI's taxonomy places the organism in Eukaryota, Fungi, Basidiomycota, Agaricomycetes, Boletales, Suillaceae. Gene Ontology annotation, molecular function: protein serine/threonine phosphatase activity; cation binding.